Molecule: messenger RNA, 369 nt
Organism: Aspergillus chevalieri
Lineage: Eukaryota; Fungi; Ascomycota; Eurotiomycetes; Eurotiales; Aspergillaceae
Product: putative ssDNA binding protein Ssb3
Exons: 3
Coding region: 1-369 (122 amino acids)
Biological process (GO): mismatch repair; nucleotide-excision repair; double-strand break repair via homologous recombination
Cellular component (GO): DNA replication factor A complex; nucleus; site of double-strand break
Molecular function (GO): damaged DNA binding; single-stranded DNA binding
Source: RefSeq, a predicted model, not a curated record
AUGUCCCUCCAAACCCCCCGCGUCCUUCCCGCCCACCUGCACGCCUUCCACCCCUCCAGCGGCGCCCCCUCAACACACACGAUCCGCCUGCUGGGCACCGUAUCCGCGCUGCACGGCGACACAGCGACGAUAACAUGUGGCGGAAACGGGGACGUCACGCUUGUUCUGCGCCCGGACUCGCAUCUUCAGAUGGGGAAGUUGGUUGAGGUUGUUGGGAAGGUUAUGGAUCUUGAGGGGAAUGGCCUUGGUGUGAGGGUUCUGGGGACGAUGGAUUGGGGGAAUCCAGCUGAUUGUGAUUACAAAAUUUAUGAAAAGGUCGUCGAGGCUACGCACAAGCUGAAGCCUAUCUUUUAUGAUUCGAAUGAGUAA